UUGGGAUGUUUUGUGUUGCUCUGGUGAACAUCUGAGCGUUUCUUCCUGUGGUUUUGUCUUCCUCUGGAUUACUCUUGGAAUGUUUAUUGUCUUCGUGAUAUUAGAUAAAAACAGUGAUCACAGUUCACACCUGCAGUGAAGCCCCUCCCACAACAAUUCACCAAUAAAUACUGGGAAUAUUCCCAUCAUCCUAAAAGAGAAGGACAAACUCCAGGAGUAGCAGCUGAAAUCUGUGUGACUGUUAAAGAUGGAGUUUAUUAAAGAGGAGAUUGAAGACAUGAAUGAUCCAGAACCAUCCAGAAUAAAAAAUGAAGAUACUGAGGAACAAAUAGACCAGGUGAGAGUGAAAGAGCAAAGACAAGAACUGAUUGAAGAGGAGGAGGAACAUCGUAACUUUACAAUUCAAAGAAUAAAAGCCGAAAAGACGCACACCUGCAUUUUCACAGAGAAAGGACACCUUAACACACACAUGAGAAUUCACACUGGACAGAAACUAUAUACAUGCAAUCAAUGUGGAAAGAGUUUCAGAAAUACAUCAGGUCUCAGUGUUCAUAUGCGCGUUCACUCUGGAGAGAAACCGUAUACAUGCACUCAGUGUGGAAAGAGUUUCAGACAUACCUCAGGUCUCAGUGUUCAUCUGCGCAUUCACUCUGGAGAGAAACCGUAUACAUGCACGCAGUGUGGAAAGAGUUUCAUACAUAAAGGACACCUUAACACACACAUGAGAAUUCACACUGGAGAGAAACCGUAUACAUGCAAUCAGUGUGGAAGGAGUUUUUCUCAAUCAUCAACUCUCAGUGUUCAUCUGCUCCGUCACUCCGGAGAAAAGCCAUUUUACUGUGAUCAGUGUGACAAAGAUUUUGUUUCAUCAUCAAAUCUAAAAUCACACCUAAAAGUUCAUUCAGAUGAGAAGCCUUAUGUGUGUUCUCUCUGUGGAAAGAGUUUUUCAAGGCUGUACAGUUUUAAACUGCACCAGAAAAACACACAAUGAAGUGAGAGAUUAUGUGUGCUUUGACUGUGGGAAGAGCUUUACUACAUCUGGUGAACUGAAACUGCAUCAAAGGAUUCAUACUGGAGAAAAACCUUACAAGUGCUCAUAUUGUGACAAGAGUUUUACUCGGUCUGCACACCAGAAAUCACACGAGCGAGUUCACACUGGAGAGAAGCCGAACGAUUACACCGAUCAAGUAAUCUAGUAACUCAUAUGAGAAAGCAUUGUUCUGUGUCACUGUGAGCUGUGUUAGAUUCACAUUAAGUAAAUGUGUAGUUAGUUAACUAAUAAACUAGUGUUGCUGUGAAAUGCCACAAGA
Messenger RNA from Pimephales promelas (fathead minnow), 1310 nucleotides. RefSeq lists its product as uncharacterized. Gene Ontology annotation, cellular component: chromatin; nucleoplasm; PcG protein complex. The record is from RefSeq and is a predicted model, not a curated record. NCBI's taxonomy places the organism in Eukaryota, Metazoa, Chordata, Actinopteri, Cypriniformes, Leuciscidae. Gene Ontology annotation, biological process: regulation of cytokine production; regulation of immune system process; negative regulation of transcription by RNA polymerase II. Gene Ontology annotation, molecular function: RNA polymerase II cis-regulatory region sequence-specific DNA binding; DNA-binding transcription repressor activity, RNA polymerase II-specific.